CGGCGGGCGGGCGCGGAUUGGCGGCGCUGCGGCGGGGGCGUGGCCGGGCCCGGCGGGUGAAUGAAAGGGGCGCGCGGCGGCGCCGGGGUCCCGGGGCGGCGGUGGCGGCUUGGAGCAGCCCCGGGCGCCGCGGCGGACGGCGCCGAGCCGGCCUGAGCUGCCGCCAGUAGUAGCGCAGCAGCGGGACGGGGGAGCCGCGCCGGCGGCCGCCAGCGGCCGGGGCCAUGGGCACGCCGGCCUCGGUGGUGUGCGACCCUCCGGGGCGGGCGCCGCCGGCGGCCCGCGGCCGCAAGCGGGCCUCGGCCAACAUCUUCCAGGGCGUGGGGCUGCCGGAGCUGCGGAGCCUGUUCCGGAGCGGCGGCGCCGAGCGGCCCGAGGAGCGCGCCCGCCUCGUCUGCCGCUACGCGGGCCAGCAGCGCAUGGCGCGCGCCCUGCGGCGGCUCCGGCGGCGGCCGGCCCGGGACGGCGGCGGCACGGCGGCGCUGCAGCGCUUUGGCCGCCUGCGGAUCGGCGAGCAGGAGCCCGAGAGCAGCCGCGGGGCAGCCAGGAGCUGGGCUUGCCUGCCCCCUGGACAGUGGGUCCCCGGAGAGCAGCGUUUGCCCAGCCCGGGCCCCUGAAGGACACUAAGUGUGGUGGAUGUGGGUGAGAUGGCUAAUAAAGGUGGAUGGUGGUG
This is a messenger RNA of Dromaius novaehollandiae (emu), 673 nucleotides long. RefSeq names its product arginine vasopressin induced 1 (gene AVPI1). The transcript is spliced from 3 exons. Bases 225 to 617 code for a protein of 130 amino acids. Gene Ontology annotation, biological process: positive regulation of MAPK cascade. NCBI's taxonomy places the organism in Eukaryota, Metazoa, Chordata, Aves, Casuariiformes, Dromaiidae. The record is from RefSeq and is a predicted model, not a curated record.